GGGAGCGUCCGAACGGCCGGGACGGCACCGGGAGCGGAGGCGGGACCGGGACCGGCACUGAGGGGGUCCUGGCCCCUCGCUGCCAUGGCCAUGCAGAUGCAGCUGGAGGCCAACGCGGACACAUCGGCAGAGGAGGAGAGCUUUGGGCCACAGCUCAUAUCCAGGCUGGAGCAAUGUGGUAUAAAUGCCAACGAUGUGAAGAAGCUGGAAGAGGCUGGAUUUCACACCGUGGAGGCCGUGGCUUAUGCACCAAAGAAGGAACUGCUGAACAUCAAAGGCAUCAGCGAAGCCAAAGCUGACAAAAUCCUGGCUGAGGCAGCCAAACUGGUUCCUAUGGGUUUCACCACGGCCACAGAAUUCCACCAGCGGAGGUCAGAGAUCAUCCAGAUCACCACUGGCUCCAAGGAACUGGACAAACUGCUUCAAGGAGGAAUAGAAACAGGGUCCAUAACAGAGUUGUUCGGGGAGUUCCGUACUGGGAAGACACAGCUCUGUCACACCCUGGCAGUCACCUGUCAGCUCCCCAUUGACCGUGGUGGUGGAGAGGGAAAAGCCAUGUACAUCGACACGGAGGGGACCUUCCGUCCGGAGCGGCUCCUGGCUGUGGCUGAAAGGUAUGGCCUGUCUGGCAGUGACGUCCUGGACAACGUGGCCUAUGCCCGGGGCUUCAACACGGACCACCAGACCCAGCUGCUGUAUCAGGCCUCGGCCAUGAUGGCUGAGUCACGGUACGCGCUGCUGAUUGUGGACAGCGCCACGGCCCUGUACCGCACGGAUUACUCGGGAAGGGGGGAGCUCUCGGCCAGGCAGAUGCACCUGGCCAGGUUCCUGCGGAUGCUGCUGCGCCUGGCAGAUGAGUUCGGCGUGGCCGUGGUCAUCACCAACCAGGUGGUGGCACAGGUGGACGGAGCCGCCAUGUUCGCUGCGGAUCCCAAAAAACCCAUCGGAGGGAAUAUCAUCGCUCAUGCUUCCACCACCAGACUGUACCUGCGGAAAGGCCGAGGAGAGACCAGGAUCUGUAAAAUCUACGACUCUCCAUGUCUUCCCGAGGCUGAGGCCAUGUUUGCUAUCAAUGCCGACGGAGUGGGAGAUGCUAAAGAGUGAAAAGGGCUUUCUUCCCCCUGAAUCCCAAGACUGUGUCCAUAAGGGGCUCCUUUCUGUGUGGCACCUUACGGACAUUCCCCAAGGCAGCUGGCAGAGGAGCCUGUUGUGUGUCAGGGUGUGUCCAUCAGGACACCCGGAGGGGUUGGGAAGACAUCUCCCACUGGGCUGUAAUCACAG
Messenger RNA from Empidonax traillii (willow flycatcher), 1281 nucleotides. RefSeq names its product RAD51 recombinase (gene RAD51). Gene Ontology annotation, cellular component: condensed nuclear chromosome. Lineage: Eukaryota; Metazoa; Chordata; Aves; Passeriformes; Tyrannidae. Gene Ontology annotation, molecular function: DNA strand exchange activity; ATP-dependent DNA damage sensor activity; ATP binding. Bases 85 to 1104 code for a protein of 339 amino acids. The transcript has 10 exons. The record is from RefSeq and is a predicted model, not a curated record. Gene Ontology annotation, biological process: reciprocal meiotic recombination; mitotic recombination-dependent replication fork processing; DNA recombinase assembly.